AUGGGCCAGAAAGGCAUGAGAGUCCUCACGCUUGUAGCGUUCCUGGUGGCCGUGACGCCUCUGCGCGCCAGGGAUCCUUCCCUCCGCUGGAAGCCCAAACAGAACGACCGCCUGCAUGUCAUAGCCGCUGCCAGGAAGCUGGGCACCUCGGCUCUUCUGAGGAGUGUGGAGAAAGCCAAGCAGCAAGUAAAUGAUGCUUAUGAACGCGCCCAGGAAAGCUUAAGGGAGAAACUGAGGACCAACAAAGUUACACCGGCAGACUUGAUGAUGCUCUUCAAGCAACCGGUGGGACAAACACUGGAGGUGGUCAAGGCCGCAGAUUACUUGCACACCGCCUACGACCUCUUGAAAGAGAAACUGCGGUCCGCCAGCACGGAGGACUUCAACAUCACGGAUGUGCUCAGCCGGGUCCAGCUGCAAACGAUCUACAGAGCCACCGGGUGCGAACGGCAAGAAAUGAGGACGGUCGUGUGUGACGAACAGAGCCCUUACCGGACCAUUACGGGCGAAUGCAAUAACAGGAGAAUUAUCACCCUGGGGUCCAGCAACCGGCCCUACGCCCGGUGGCUUCUGCAAGAGUACGAGGACGGCGUCUCGCUCCCUCGUGGCUGGACGGAGACGAAGCGCUACAACGGCUUCCCUCUGCCCUCGGUCCGGCUGGUCUCCAACGAAAUCGUCCGCUACCCCAACCAAAUCAGGCUGCAGCAGCAGCCGCAGCAGCCGCCCCCCAUCCAACCCAUCACCGACGACAGCUCCCGGUCGGUCUUCUUCAUGCAGUGGGGUCAAUUUAUCGACCACGAUAUGGACUUCGGACCCUCCGUGACGCCGCUGUGUGGUUCAGAAUGUGCCAAGACCCCGUCGUGCUUCCCCAUCAAGCUCCCUCCCAAUGACCCCAAGCUAGAACAGGGCUGCUGCAUCCCCUUCACCCGCUUGGCCCCCGCAUGUAACGGCGGCUACGCCAUCCGGAACCAGAUCGAUGCGCUCACGCCUUUCAUCGACGCCAGCCAGGUGUAUGCCAGCGAAGUGGAUUGGGCCCUGCAGUUGAGAAACCUGUCCAAUGACCUGGGGCUGCUGGCUGUCAACAACCGAACCACAGAUCGGGGGCUGGCCUUGCUCCCAUUUGGCACCCCGAAAGGCUUCCCGGAUAACUGCCAUUUGAGCAAUCCAGCAAAGAACGUUGGAUGUUUUAAUGCAGGGGACAACCGGGUCAACGAGAUGCCGGGUCUGAUAGCCCUGCAGACGCUUUUCAUGCGGGAGCACAACCGCCUGGCCACGGAGCUGAAGAGGAUGAAUCCGCAAUGGAACGGGACUGUUCUCUACCAAGAGGCCCGGAAAAUCGUGGGAGCGGAAAUACAGAUCAUUACCUUCAAUGAGCACCUGCCCUUACUUCUGGGCAAUACGUUCUCUCGGAACAGCCAAAGAGCCCCGAACCGCUACCGGGGCUACAACGAGUCCGUGGACCCCCGAAUCGCCAGUGUUUUCACAAUUGCUUUUCGUUUCGGCCACACUUCCGUGCGGCCCAGCGUGUUUCGCUUGGACGCUCAAUACCGAGUCAUGAACGAAUCGCGGCUAGAGGAUGAGUUCCUUGCGACUUGGAGGAUCGUACAGAGCGGCAUUGACCCGGUGCUGCGCGGCCUCAUGGCCAGACCGGCAAAACUGUUGAAACAAAACCAGAUAGCCGUGGACGCAAUAAGGAAUGAUCUUUUUAGAGUUCUCGUGAAGGUUGGACUGGAUUUACUCUCCUUGAACAUGCAGCGUGGCCGAGAUAUUGGCCUUUCAGGUUAUAAUGCUUGGAGACAGUUCGCCGGUCUCUCGCAGCCUAAGAAUGAGGCUGAGCUGGCUGCAGUGUUGCGCAAUCCCUCGUUAGCCAAGAAGUUCAUUGAGCUGUACGGGACGCCCGACAACAUUGACCUGUGGAUUGGGGGGGUGGCUGAGCCCUUGGUAACCAACGGCAGAGUCGGACCCCUCUUGGCCAGUAUCAUUGGGAAACAGUUCCAGAACAUCCGGGAUGGAGACAGGUUCUGGUGGGAGAAUCCCGGCGUGUUCACCCCGGCGCAGCGCAAAGCUCUGACCCAAGUCAGUUUGCCUCGCAUCAUCUGUGACAACACCAACAUCCGAGAGGUGCCCCGCUUCAUUUUCCGGGCCAACCAGUAUCCCCGCGAUUUUGUCAACUGCAACACCAUCCCGAGGCUCAGCCUCUUCCCCUGGAAGGCCAAAUGUGAGUCCAGCGGCUUGGUUCCUGCAGACCUCCCCCACACCUGCGCAUUAAUAAGGCGCAAAACUAAGACUGCGCAGUGGCGGCGAAGCCAUUCUGGGCUUCAGAGAACGCUCUUCUGA
Messenger RNA from Elgaria multicarinata webbii, 2337 nucleotides. Its product is annotated as eosinophil peroxidase-like. Gene Ontology annotation, biological process: response to oxidative stress; defense response to bacterium. Bases 1 to 2337 code for a protein of 778 amino acids. Gene Ontology annotation, molecular function: peroxidase activity; heme binding. Lineage: Eukaryota; Metazoa; Chordata; Lepidosauria; Squamata; Anguidae. The record is from RefSeq and is a predicted model, not a curated record. The transcript is spliced from 14 exons.